Didymosphaeria variabile is the source of this 1074-nucleotide messenger RNA. It is a transcript of the gene LYS12, whose product is annotated as homoisocitrate dehydrogenase. The transcript has 3 exons. Gene Ontology annotation, cellular component: mitochondrion. NCBI's taxonomy places the organism in Eukaryota, Fungi, Ascomycota, Dothideomycetes, Pleosporales, Didymosphaeriaceae. Gene Ontology annotation, molecular function: isocitrate dehydrogenase (NAD+) activity; NAD binding; magnesium ion binding. Bases 1 to 1074 code for a protein of 357 amino acids. The record is from RefSeq and is a predicted model, not a curated record. Gene Ontology annotation, biological process: tricarboxylic acid cycle; isocitrate metabolic process.
AUGGCAGCCCGCACCCUCCGCAUAGGCCUCAUCCCCGGUGACGGCAUCGGCCGCGAAGUCAUCCCAGCCGGACGCCGCAUCCUCGAGGCCCUGCCCUCGUCAUUCGGCCUCAAGUUCAGCUUCUCACACCACGAAGCCGGCUUCGAGACGUUCCAGAAGCGAGGAAAGGCGCUGCCUGACGAGACGGUAGAGGCGCUCAAGAGCGAGUGCGAUGGUGCGCUUUUCGGUGCUGUGUCGUCCCCAACGACCAAAGUAGAAGGCUACUCAUCUCCUAUCGUCGCCCUCCGCAAGCGCCUCGCCCUCUACGCCAACGUGCGCCCUGUAAAAUCCACGCGCUCCGCCGCCCGCCCCGUCGACCUUGUCAUCGUGCGCGAAAACACAGAGGAUCUCUACGUAAAAGAGGAGAAGACGUACAACGCUCCGGACGGCUCGCGCAUUGCCGAGGCAAUCAAGCGCAUCUCGGAGACGGCGUCGUCGAACAUCGCGGCGAUGGCGGGCGACAUUGCGCUGCGCAGACAGCGCGUAAGGGAUUCUGGACUUGCCAGCAUACAUAACCGCGGACUGGUCACCAUCACGCAUAAGUCGAAUGUGCUGAGCCAGACGGACGGGCUGUUCAGGGAGGUCAGCAGGAAGGUCCUCGGCGCGGAGAAGUACCAGAUGCUCGAGAUCGAAGAGCAGAUUGUGGAUUCCAUGGUGUACAAGCUGUUCCGCCAGCCGGGCGAUUACGACGUCAUCGUCGCGCCGAACCUGUACGGCGACAUUCUGUCCGACGGUGCUGCGGCGCUGGUUGGUUCGCUCGGACUCGUGCCCUCCGCAAACGUGGGCAAAGACUUUGUCAUUGGCGAGCCGUGCCACGGAUCUGCGCCUGAUAUCGAGGGCAGGGGCAUUGCGAACCCCAUUGCGACCAUCAGGUCCACUGCGCUUAUGCUGGAGUUCCAGGGCGAGGAGCGCGCCGCGGCGAAGAUCUACGAGGCGGUUGAUGCGAACCUUGAGGAGGGCAAGCUUCUAACACCUGACAUGGGCGGCAAAGCGACGACCGAGGAGGUCAUUGAAGACGUUUGCAAGAGGCUGUAG